GUGCCGGUUGCUAGGAGACGCGUUGUGUCCAUGUUGCCGAGGCAGAGGCACAGGGAAGAAGAUAUCCAGAAGAGAGGAGAGGAGAAGAGAGGCUGUUUAGGGUGGCGGACAGUAGAGAUUUAACAUAAAUAUAUUGGGAAGUUACUGUUGAAAUGGUGAAGUUGAGGGCGAGAUGCCUGCUUGUCGGAGAUGCUGCAGUGGGGAAAAGUGCCCUCUCUCAGAUGUUCCACAGCGAUGGCACUCUCUUUCAGAAGAACUACAGCAUGACGACGGGAGUGGAGCUGCAGAUGAAAUGCGUCAGAAUCCCAGACACUAAUGACAGCGUGGAGCUAUACAUCAUAGACUCUGCAGGGAGGGAGACAUUUGUGGAAGCCUGCGAGAAGAUGUGGGGCCGGCCGUCACUGGUGUGUCUGGUCUUUGACCUGACCAGUGAGCAGUCCUUCACCAGCUGCAGCCACUGGAUGGAGCGAGUGCGCGCCCACAGCGAGGGUCUCCACGUCCCAGGUGUCCUGGUGGGCAACAAAUCAGACCUGUCUGCGAGGAGGGAGGUGCAGGCAUCUGUUGCACAGGAGUGGGCCCAGAGCCAGGGGUUGGAGUACUUUGAGACGUCCGCUAAGGAGAUGGAGAACUGUGACGCGCCGCUCCUCAGUUUAGCCCGGGCCUUCCACUCUCUCUACCACGAGCGCCUGGAGGCCAUCCAGAACCUGCAAAGUCCAGGCUAGACGAGCCCUCCCGCCCCCUCCCACACACACACACACAUAUACACACCCCCAGCCUGCUCCAAAAAACAUGUAUGCACCGAUUUCACUAUUCUGUUUUCUUAAUGCUUAUCUCACCUUGAAAUAUCACCACCAGGAGAUCAGAUGGUGGAUAUUCAUUCAGGGUCAUGACUGAUGAUCCUUUUGUGCUUACCUCAAAGAAACACAAUUUCCUCUUGUAAAUAGCCCUCAUGCCGUCCGGAGAAUGGCUUCUCAUGUGUGACAUUUUGGUGUACGCGUAAAUAAAGCUGUUUUUUUUUUCUAUGACAAUCA
Molecule: messenger RNA, 1031 nt
Organism: Myripristis murdjan (pinecone soldierfish)
Lineage: Eukaryota; Metazoa; Chordata; Actinopteri; Holocentriformes; Holocentridae
Gene: ift27
Product: intraflagellar transport 27 homolog (Chlamydomonas)
Exons: 7
Coding region: 153-722 (189 amino acids)
Molecular function (GO): GTP binding; GTPase activity
Source: RefSeq, a predicted model, not a curated record